Molecule: messenger RNA, 225 nt
Organism: Geodia barretti
Lineage: Eukaryota; Metazoa; Porifera; Demospongiae; Tetractinellida; Geodiidae
Source: the annotation of a GenBank genome assembly
AUGCCCCGACAAUUGAAAAUCACCGUGGACUACAACGUGUGCGUGGGCAACGCCAUGUGCGAAACCUUUGCGGAAAACACGUUCGGCUUGAAUGACGACCGGCAGUCCUAUGUCAAAGACGCCGCCGGGGAUCCCGAAGACACUGUCAUCGAGGCCGCGGAGAACUGCCCGGUAACCGCGAUUACCGUCGAAGACGCUGAAACGGGAGAGAUACUGUUCCCAUAG